This is a messenger RNA of Aptenodytes forsteri (emperor penguin), 1180 nucleotides long. It is a transcript of the gene NMRAL1, whose product is annotated as NmrA like redox sensor 1. The record is from RefSeq and is a predicted model, not a curated record. NCBI's taxonomy places the organism in Eukaryota, Metazoa, Chordata, Aves, Sphenisciformes, Spheniscidae.
AUGGUGGUGGAGAUGGUGGUGGAGAUGGUGGUGGAGAUGGUGGUGGAGAUGGUGGUGGAGAUGGUGGUGGAGAUGGUGGUGGAGAUGGUGGUGGAGAUGGUGGUGGAGAUGGUGGUGGUUGGUGGAGCUCUCAUGGUGGAGAGCCGAGCCCUGCGGGAAGCCGGGGCUCUGAACAGGUCUGCACCUACAGGGGCUCAGGGGGGCUACGUGGCCCGGGCUCUGCUAGAAGAGGGGACCUUCAACGUCCGUGCGGUAAUGCGGAGCCCCGUGAAGAAGGAGGCCGAGGAGCUGAAGCAGAGGGGAGCUGAGGUCGUGAAGGCGGAUCAGGACGAUGAGCCAUCACUGGAACUGGCCUUGGCGGGUGCUUAUGGAGCCUUUGUUGUAACCAACUUCUGGAAGCACUGCAGCAAAGAGAAAGAAACCGUGCAGGGAAAGCGGCUUGCUGACCUGUCGAAGCACCUCGGUCUGCGCCACGGAGGCCUGGAAAAUGUGAGGCAGCUGAUGGGGGGCUGGCUGGAGGUGCUCCACUUUGACGGCAAAGGUGUGGUGGAGGAGUACUUCCAGAAAGUUGGUGUUCCCACCACGACCAUCUGACUGCCGUUCUACUUCGAGAACUUCUCCAUCUUCAACCCGCAGAAGGUCCCGCAGGGAGAUACCUUUGUCCUGGUGCUGCCCAUGGGGAACACCCUCAUGGGUGGGAUGGCAGUGGAGGACACUGGGCCUGUUGUGCUUUGCCUGCUGAAGUCCCCAGAGGAGUACAUAGGCCGAGUGAUCGGGCUCAGCACUGGCAAGCUCACCGAGGCAGAGUACGCCGCUGUCCUCUCCCAGCAGACGGGCAAGACGGUGGAAGCCAGCAAGAUCUCACCAGAGGAGUAUGUGAAACGUGGCUCCCCCGGUGCCAAGGGAAUGGCCGCUAUGUUCCGUUUCUAUGCCCUGAAGCCAGACCGCGACGUGGACCUGAACAUGAACCUCAACCCCAAGGCCCGCGCCUUCCAUCAGCGGGUGGCAGACAGUAAGGCCGCCUUCUGACCCUUCCCUCCCUCCUCUUCUACCCGAGCUUCUGCAGCAGGUAGCGGGAACUGGCCAAGGAGGUGAGCUGCGCUGAGCCGCGCUGCCUUUCCACUAGCGCCCUGGCGAAAGGCUGACCCUGCCAGAGCUGGGAAGAGCUUUGGUCCACGCG